Tachysurus vachellii is the source of this 3659-nucleotide messenger RNA. Its product is annotated as NACHT, LRR and PYD domains-containing protein 3-like. Gene Ontology annotation, molecular function: protein binding. Bases 164 to 3040 code for a protein of 958 amino acids. NCBI's taxonomy places the organism in Eukaryota, Metazoa, Chordata, Actinopteri, Siluriformes, Bagridae. The transcript is spliced from 11 exons. The record is from RefSeq and is a predicted model, not a curated record.
ACACUGUCUCUCAUGUAUACAGUUUCACUUCAGGAAGACACAGUUUAACAUUUUACUGAUCCACAAGAUAGGCUUCAGGUACUGUACAGUAGUGUCCUAACACAAUAAGAAAGAGAGAGAGAGUCACCAGUGAUGAUUAUUAUGAGCCAUUUAUUACCUUAGAAUGAUGGAGGGAAAGAGAUCAGACUCACCAGAACCCAGCUGUGUGUCCAUGAAGAGUGACGCGUCAAUGGGACGUCCAAUACGCUUCAGAGACAGAGACAGUUCUACUGAUGUGAGACCACAAAAAUCAAACAUCAGCACAAAUCAGCUGGACUCUAUAUUCAAGGAGCUGGAACAUAAAGUCAUCACUCUGAUAAAGAAUGAGCUGAAGAGAUUUAGGAAGCUCCUGAGUCCAGAUUACCCAGCAUGCACUGAGAGGGAGGUGGAGGAUGAGGAGGAUCUGCACAGUGUCAGAGAUGGAGCGCUGAAGAUCACACUGCACGUCCUGAAGAACAUGAACCACACAGAUCUCGUUAACACACUGCACAACAAACUCGACUCUGUGUAUCAGACAAAGUUGAAGUUCAAUCUGAGAGAGAAGUUUAAAAGAAUUAAUGAAGGAAUCUCACAGCAUGGAAGCUCAGCACUUCUGAAUGAGAUCUACACUGAGCUCUACAUCACAGAGGGUUGGAGUGGAGACGUCAAUAAUGAACAUGAGGUGAGACAGAUCGAGGCAGCGUCCAGGAGACCAGCAACACAGGAGAAACCCAUCAAAUGUAAUGAGCUCUUUAAAGACAAGUCCAUCAGAACUGUGCUGACUAAAGGAGUUGCUGGAAUUGGAAAAACAGUCUCUGUGCAGAAGUUCAUUCUGGACUGGGCUGAAGGAGAAGUAAAUCAGGACGUCACCUUCAUGUUUCCACUUCCCUUUAGAGAGCUGAAUCUGAUAAAGAAACAAAAUCUCAGUCUGAUGAAACUUCUACAUCACUUUUUCCCAGAAAUAAGAAAACUAGAAUCAAUAGACUGUGACUCCUACAAAGUGGUGUUGAUCUUUGAUGGUCUGGAUGAGUGUCGACUUCCUCUAAAUUUCCAGAAGAAUGAGAGAUUGUGUGAUGUGACAGAGUCAGCCUCAGUGGAUGUGCUGCUGACGAACCUCAUCAGGGGGAAUCUGCUUCCCUCUGCUCUCCUCUGGAUAACCACAAGACCAGGAGCAGCGAAUCAGAUCCCUCCUGAGUGUGUAGACCAGGUAACAGAGGUACGAGGCUUCAGUGAUCCUCAGAAAGUGGAGUAUUUCAGGAAGAGGAUCAGUGAUCAGAGCCUGGCCAAUAACAUCAUCAGACACCUGAAGUCUUCAAGAAGCCUCUACAUCAUGUGCCACAUCCCAGUCUUCUGCUGGAUCUCAGCCACUGUUCUAGAGAGAAUGUUGGGUGAAGCAAAGCGUGGAGAGAUCCCUAAGACUCUGACUCAAAUGUUCACACACUUCCUGAUCUUUCAGAUCAAACACAAGGACCAAAAGUACCAUCAGAAAUAUGACCCUGAUCCUCAGCAGACCAGAGAGACUAUCAUGGCACUGGGAAAACUGGCUUUCCACCAGCUGGAGAAAGGAAACCUGAUCUUCUAUGAGGAAGACCUGACAGAGUGUGGCAUUGAUGUCAGAGAAGUGUCAGUGUACUCAGGAGUGUGUACCCAGAUCUUCAGAGAGGAGUUUGGGCUUCACCUGGGGAAGGUGUUCAGCUUCGUACAUCUGAGUGUUCAGGAGUUUCUGGCUGCUUUAUACACAUUUCUGUAUUUUAUCUCAAAAAAGAGAAAUGUCUUAGUGAAGCAAGAUCUUAAAAGUUUCAUCAGAAAUCCAAACAUGUCUGAUCUCCUCAGGAGUUCAGUGGACAAGGCCUUACAGAGUGAGAAUGGACACCUGGACCUGUUCCUCCGCUUCCUUCUGGGUCUCUCACUGGAGACCAAUCAGACUCUCCUACGAGACUUAAUGCCACAGACAGGAAGCAGAUCUCACAGCAAACAGGAAACAGUGGAGUACAUCAAGGAGAAGAUCAGGGAGAAUCCAUCUCCAGAGAAAUCCAUCAAUCUGUUCCACUGUCUGAAUGAACUGAAUGAUCAUUCUCUAGUGCAGGAAGUACAAACUUACCUGAACAGAGGAGGUUACAGUCGUCUCAGUGACACCAGACUCUCUCCUGCUCAGUGGUCAGCUCUGGUGUUUGUGUUACUGACCUCAGAACAGGAGCUGGAUGUGUUUGAUUUGAGGAAAUAUGAUGAAUCACAUGAAUGUCUUCUGAGGCUGCUGCCAGUGGUCAAAGCCUCCAGAGAAGCUGAUCUGUGUCGGUGUAAUCUGACAGAGGAAAGCUGUAGCGUUCUGUCCUCAGUUCUCAGCUCAAACUCCUCCAGUCUGAGAAAACUGGACCUGAGUUACAAUAAACUGCAGGAUUCAGGAGUGAAGCUGCUCUCUGAUGGACUGAAGAAUCCACAAUGUACACUGGAGAUACUGAGGCUGUGGGGGUGUGAUCUGACAGAGGAAAGCUGUAGAGUUCUGUCCUCAGUUCUCAGCUCAAACUCCUCCAGUCUGAGAGAUCUGAACCUGAGUUACAAUAAACUGCAGGAUUCAGGAGUGAAGCUGCUCUCUGAUGGACUGAAGAAUCCACACUGUACACUGGAGAUACUGAGUCUGUGUCUCUGUAAUCUGACAGAGGAAAGCUGUAGAGUUCUGUCCUCAGUUCUCAGCUCAAACUCCUCCAGUCUGAGAGAACUGGACCUGAGUGUCAAUAAACUGCAGGAUUCAGGAGUGAAGCUGCUCUCUGAUGGACUGAAGAAUCCACACUGUACACUGGAGAUACUGAGGAUGCGUGACUGCAGUAUUACAGAUGAAGGUUGUGCUGCUCUGGCUUCAGCUCUGAGGUCAAACUCCUCAUCACACCUGAGAGAACUGAAUCUGUACUAUAAUUAUCCAGGAGAAUCAGGAGUGAAGCUGCUCUCUGAUCUACUGAAGGAUCCACACUGUAAACUGGAGACACUACACAUUAAUGAUAAGACACUCACCAGGUCUGGUGUAUGACAGGAGUCUCUCCUCAGACCUUUUUUCCAGGAUAAAUCAGUUAUGGAGGUGAAGCGUUAGAACACGUCCCACAUUUCCAGCAGUUUGGGAGCUGAAUCAUUCAUAUUCAGAUGUAGAAGAUCCAUAACAAUAACUGUGACUGAUCACAUCCUUUUAUCCUCUCAGCUACAACUUCACACUUUAACAUCUUUUACAAUCCAAAGUCAAAUCUUUCAGCAUCUACACACACACGGACGGUUUGCAGCCGAGUGUGAAGCGGCGGGGAUGAGAAUCAGCUCCUCCAAGUCUGAGGCCAUGGUUCUCAGCAGGAAAAGGGUGGCUUGCCCCCUUCAGGUUGGUGGAAAGCUCCUGCCUCAAGUGGAGGAGCUUAAGUAUCUUGGGGUCUUCUUCACGAGUGAGGGAAGGAUGGAGCGGGAGAUCGACAGGCGGAUCGGUGUAUCUUCUGCAGUGAUGCGGUCGAUAUACUGGUCUGUUGUGGUAAAGAAAGAGCUGAGCCGCAAGGCGAAGCUCUCUAUUUACCAGUCGAUCUACGUUCCUACCCUCAUGAGCUUUGGGUCAUGACCGAAAGGUCAAGAUCUCGGAUACAGGCGGCCAAAAUGAGUUUCCUCCGCAGGGUGGC